AUGGGUGCCAACAACGGAAAACUCUAUGGAAGCGAGGGCAAAGGGAGCUCCAGCAUCUCGUCCGACCUGAGUUCCAGCACCGAUCACACUCAAAGCGGCAAAGCUCCCAAGAAUGCGACUCCCAGCGAAGAAGGUUUGGACUCGCGCACGCUGAGCACCCCGAGCCCCGGCCUCAAGUCGUCGUCCCUGUCGUCGCCGGCGCCGUCAAGCAACGGCCACGACGGCAACUCCGCGUCGUCGUCUUCGUCCGAGGCGGCGGCGCCAGAGCGCCCCCGGCUGAGUGGGCAUUCCAAGGGCCGCUCCCCGACGGACCUCCUGCCGGACGUCCUCCUGCUGGAAAUCUUUUCGCACCUUUCCAGCGACCAGCUGUGCCGCUGCGCUCGCGUGUGCCUGCGCUGGUACAAGCUAGCGUGGGACCCGCGGCUUUGGCGCACCGUGCGGCUGGCCGGCGAGCAGCUGCACGCCGAUCGGGCCCUGCGGGCGCUGACGCAGCGACUGUGCCGGGACACGCCAGACGUGUGCCUGGCCCUGGAGACUGUGGCGGUCAGCGGCUGCCGGCGGCUUAGCGACCGCGGGAUGCGCGUGUUGGCGCAGCGCUGCCCCGAGCUGCGUCGGCUGGAGGUGGCCGGCUGCUACGACGUCUCCGAUGAAGCCGUCUUUGAGGUGGUGUCGCGAUGUCCCGGCUUGGAGCACCUCGACCUCUCGGGCUGCUCCAAGGUGACGUGCAUCAGCCUGAGCCCUGAAGGUUCGCUGCCAGCGCCGCUGCCGCCCGCCCUGCAGACCUCCCUCCGCUACCUGGACAUGAGCGACUGCUCCCGGCUGGAGGACGAAGGCCUGCGCGUGAUCGCCGCGCACUGCCCGCGCCUGACGCACUUGUACCUGCGGCGCUGCGGGCGGCUGAGUGACGAGGCGCUGCGCCACCUGGCACCCCGCUGCCCGUCCCUGCGCGAGCUGAGCCUGAGCGACUGCCGGCUACUUGGCGACUUCGGCCUGCGGGAGGUGGCCCGCCUGGAGGGUCGCCUGCGCUACCUGAGUGUGGCGCACUGCCCGCGCGUCACCGACGUGGGCCUGCGAUACGUGGCGCGCUACUGCCCCAAGCUGCGCUACCUCAACGCCCGUGGCUGCGAGGGCCUGACCGACCAGGGCCUGGGACACCUGGCGCGCGGCUGCCCCAAGCUCAAAUCGCUGGACGUGGGCAAGUGCCCCCUGGUUUCCGACGCCGGCUUGGAGCAGCUGGCACUCUGCUGCGCCGCCCUGCGCCGCCUCAGCCUCCGGGCUUGCGAGAGCGUGACGGGGUGCGGCCUGCGGGCGCUGGCCGCCAACUGCUGCCAGCUGCAGCUGCUCAACGUGCAGGAGUGCGAAGUGGCGCCAGACGCGCUGCGUUUCGUGCGGCGCCACUGUCGCAAGUGCGUCAUCGAGCACACCGACCCGGCCUUCUAUUGA
Molecule: messenger RNA, 1443 nt
Organism: Nerophis lumbriciformis (worm pipefish)
Lineage: Eukaryota; Metazoa; Chordata; Actinopteri; Syngnathiformes; Syngnathidae
Source: RefSeq, a predicted model, not a curated record